Molecule: messenger RNA, 1578 nt
Organism: Geodia barretti
Lineage: Eukaryota; Metazoa; Porifera; Demospongiae; Tetractinellida; Geodiidae
Source: the annotation of a GenBank genome assembly
AUGGCUGACAGCAGGUUUCCCACUAAAGCCAGAGCGGUCAUUGUCGGCGCCGGGAUCGCAGGCUGUAGCGUCGCCUACCACUUGGCUGAGCUCGGAUGGCGAAAUGUCGUAGUUCUCGAGCAGGGUCCUCUAUUCGAAACCGGAGGAUCGACAUCGCACGCUCCGGGCCUGGUCUUCCAGAUCAAUCCGUCAAAGACCAUGGCAAACUUCGCCAGCUACACCGUGGACCUCUGGAAACGGCUGGAUUUAGACGGAGAGCCAUGCGCGAAGUCGGUAGGCAGCUUGGAAGUAGCCUGGACGCAGGAACGACUCACGGACCUCAAACGCAAGGCUGGAUAUGGCAUGAGUUGGGGUGUAGAGGCGCAUCUGAUCGGCCCCAGCGAAGCGCGCGACCUGAUCCCAAUGCUGUCAGACCGCAUCAAGGGUGCGCUGUACGUUCCCUCAGACAUCCAGACAAAAGCCACUAGACCAGCCGAAGCGAUGGCGAGAUUCGCCGAGUCGAAUGGCACGGCAUUCUACAGCAACGUCGAGGUCACAGGCUUUGACAUUCGGAAUGGCCGUGUCAUCGCUGUCAAAACGAGUCACGGCGACGUUGAGACGGAGCUGGUAGUGGCUGCAGCGGGCAUAUGGGCUCCGAAACUCGGCGCACUGGCUGGCGUGCCAAUCCCGUUGUCCCCGAUGCAGCACCUAUACGCCGUUACGACUCCCCUUCCCGAUUUGGCCGGAGCUACCGAGGAGGUUUCACAGCCGAUCCUGCGGCAUCAGGACGAGUCCCUGUACUUCCGGCAAGUCGGUGAGAGCUAUGGCAUCGGCUCCUACCGGCACGAACCUCUACUGGUAGAGGCGACUGAAAUCCUCGCACAUGACGAAGCUCCAGUCGCUCCGGCUGAAAUGCCGUUCACGCCAAGCCACUUCGAGAAAUCGAUGGCGGCGGCGGCGGAACUGCUGCCAGGUCUCAGAGGCGCCGGACUGACACGUCAAGGGUUCUGGUCGGCCCAGGCGGUCUGGAUAACGCACGCUGGAGGCGUCGGCAAGGCCGUCGCAGAGUGGAUCGUGACUGGCGAACCGACCACAGACCUUCGCGAAUGCGACAUACGACGUUUCCACCCAUUCGCGUACAGCCGCCCAUACGUCCGCGAACGGGCCGCUCAGCAAUACCGUGAGGUCUACGACAUCAUCCACCCGCGUCAACAGAUCGAGAACCCCAGAAACAUCCGACUGACGCCCUUCUAUGUUCGACAGAGAGAGUUGGGAGCCGUCUUCUUCGAGAAUGCGGGUUGGGAGCGGCCGCAGUGGUACGACACUAACGAGGGUCUGCUGGACUCCCUGACCGUUACGGGCGAGUCGCGUUCCGGCUGGGAGGCGCGGGAGUGGUCGCCAACCGUCGCAGCUGAGCACGUCGCAACUCGCGAACGGGUAGCGAUGUUCGACCUCACUCCCUUCGCCAAAUUCGAGGUUACGGGCCCCGGCGCGCUCAACGCGCUCCAACGACUUGCCUCCAAUCAGAUGAACAAGCCGGUGGGAACAAUUACAUACACACCCAUGCUAACAGCCACAGGCGGAUCAAAUGCGACCUGA